Molecule: messenger RNA, 3034 nt
Organism: Hippocampus comes (tiger tail seahorse)
Lineage: Eukaryota; Metazoa; Chordata; Actinopteri; Syngnathiformes; Syngnathidae
Gene: cybb
Product: cytochrome b-245, beta polypeptide (chronic granulomatous disease)
Exons: 13
Coding region: 88-1782 (564 amino acids)
Biological process (GO): superoxide anion generation; defense response
Cellular component (GO): plasma membrane; NADPH oxidase complex
Molecular function (GO): superoxide-generating NAD(P)H oxidase activity
Source: RefSeq, a predicted model, not a curated record
UUGCUCCAAACAAAAAAGUUCAAGCUUCGACGGUGUGCAUUCACUCUUCUGCUUUGCACCAGCACCAAGCUCACGCCCAGACUCAGCAUGGGGAACUUGGCGGCCAACGAGGGACUCUCCGUCUUUGUCAUUCUGGUUUGGCUUGCCAUUAACGCCUUCCUCUUCGUCCAUUUCUACAUGGCCUUUCUCGUCGACAAAUGGUUCUACACUCGUGUGCUGCUCGGGCAAGCUUUGUCCUGGGCCCGAGCUCCAGCCGCCUGUCUCAACUUCAACUGCAUGCUCAUCCUGCUGCCCGUCUGCAGGAACCUACUCUCCUUCAUGCGGGGAACCAUCCAGUUCUGCAGCCGCACAGCCGCUCGGCAGCUGGACCGAAACAUCACCUUCCACAAGCUGGUGGCAUACAUGAUCGCCUUUCACACAGCCGUGCAUAUUGUUGCACACUUGUUCAACUUUGAGUAUUUCAUGGACGCUCAGCUGAACCGCAACAGCAGCCUUCUGCCCUUCAUACUGUCUGAAAUUGGUAACGGCGACAACGCGUCCUUCCUCAACCCAAUCAGGUCCAAUGAAACGAACCCAACAAUCGUCAUGUUCACCACCAUCGCCGGUGUGACGGGUGUGGUCAUCACGCUGGCCCUCAUCCUCAUCAUCACUUCUUCCAUGGAGGUCAUCCGCCGGUCGUACUUCGAGGUGUUCUGGUACACCCAUCACCUUUUUGUCCUGUUCUUCAUCGGACUGGUAUUCCACGGCUUUGGGAGGAUUGUGCGAGGACAGACAUCGGCCAGCCUGACAACGAACGACCCACGCCUCUGUGCAGACCGCUUUGAGGAAUGGGGAAGAAAUGAUUCGGACUGCGCGGUUCCAGUGUUUGCUGGAAACCCACCAAUGACCUGGAAGUGGAUCGUGGGACCCAUGAUUUUAUACGUCUGCGAGAGGCUUGUUCGAAUCUAUCGAUCCCACCAAAAAGUGGUCAUCACGAAGGUGGUGAUGCAUCCCUCCAAAACUCUGGAGCUUCAGAUGAAGAGGAAAGGAUUCCACAUGGAGGUGGGCCAGUACGUCUUCAUCCAGUGCCCAUCUGUCUCCAGGCUGGAGUGGCACCCCUUCACCCUGACCUCGGCCCCAGAGGAGGACUACUUCAGUGCCCACAUUCGAAUAGUUGGGGACUGGACUCAGGCGUUGUAUGAAGCCUGCGGGGGGGACAAAACGGAGCCUCAAGAGGCUUGGAAAUUGCCCAAGAUAGCCAUCGACGGGCCUUUUGGCACUGCCAGUGAGGACGUGUUUCGCUACCAGGUGGUCGUGCUGGUGGGGGCGGGAAUCGGUGUCACGCCUUUUGCGUCCAUCCUCAAGUCUGUGUGGUACAAACGCAUCCAGAACAAAGACGUCUUCACCAAAAAGAUCUACUUCUACUGGCUUUGCCCUGAGACGCAGGCCUUCGAGUGGUUUGCGGACUUGCUGCAGUCGCUGGAGAGCCAGAUGGCGGCAAAGAGUGUGACGGACUUCCUGAGCUACAACAUCUACCUCACCCGCUGGAAGGAGCAAGAGGCGGCACAUUUCUGGGUACACCACGAGGAGGAGAACGACCCAAUCACAGGGCUUAAACAGAAAACUCUUUAUGGAAAGCCUAAUUGGGACAGCGAGUUUACUGGCAUUGCAUCCGAGCAUCCUGGAACCAAAGUUGGAGUGUUCCUCUGUGGGCCACCGCAGCUCGGCAAGUCGCUGGAGAAACAGUGUUUGACCCAUUCGGAAGCCGACGUCAAGUUCAUCUUUAACAAAGAAAACUUUUAACACUGCCAUCAACACCUGGGUCCAUAGUCAUCAAGAUGUGUUCUAACAUGCCUGUGAAUACUUGCAUGAAUCCAGGUUGUCCUCUCGGGGCAUUAAAUCGAUCGCAACUGGAUUCUUCUAGUUGUCUUCGAAGACGUGAUGUUUUGCCUCUCAUCUGGGCAGCGACAGCCUGGGGGGGUUCCUCUAUCUAGCCUUGGUGCCCGAAAUCAUGAAGCCAUCUCUGACGCAAAGCUAAACGUCACGUCUUCGAAAACAACCAGAUCCAGUCCAGUUGGGAUCGAGUCGACGCCCUGAGAAUUUUCUCUCAGGUAGCCUAAAAACGAUUAGCUCACAUCAUCUUUUAACCAGGAGCGUCUCCUCGUACAAGGAUUCUCCAUAAAUAAGGCUGCCGUCAAGCAAACCGAUCUUUUCUUGAUAUUUUGCGGAAGCUCUGGCAUCUAGCUCCCAGCAGAUGUUUUGCAAGUGUGCCAUUGUUGCACAAAUGCAGAGCAAUACACUUGGCGGUACUUUCCAUGUUGGCGUUGUUCUGCUUUAGCAGUGCAUCAAUUGUUGGUUUCACAACUACUUCUGUUUUUCUCAUUCAGUUGUCUCUCAUGCACUGUUGCGACCCAUUUCUCUCUCACUGGCCAUCACACCACAAUGUUCAUCUGCAAACAGGAAAGCUUUCACUUCUUCCUUCAGACCCAGGUGCAACAGAGUUCACCAAUUUGACUGAACAAAAAAUAACCGGAUUAUCUACAGUAAAAAUAACGGCAAAUUGCCUCCAGCAGCAUCUUAGAGCGAGACACACAGAUUGAUGACACCCUAGGUAAAAUUUGGCGAUCCAGAUUGCCUGUUUUUGUAGUGAACUUUUUUCAAAAUAAUUAUGAAAAUAAAACUAAAGAUUUGUUGGGGUUAUAGCUGUAAACUUGUCAAAUUUGCUUGCCAAUAGGCCUUUAAAAUGUAGAAUUUUUGUUGAUGCUUUUUCAGUAAUCAAUAGGAGCAUGAAAAAACAUUCUUUAAAAAUGCUAAUAUUGCCACUUUGCGGAAAAACGAAAUUUGAGUUACUGUUAAAAUCCUUGGGCACGACUUUAAAUUGUUCGAAAUUAUCAUAAAUGGAGGAUUCAAAUUGAAUGAACAUUUGAAUUUUUUUGUGGAUUUUUUUUCUCCUGUCUGUUUAGAUCACUGACAUCAACCUCCAAAAAGGUUUGAAAGCUGACUAUUAAAUUAGUUGAACAGCAUCAUUACAAAAACAAAAGAAAAAAAAUACACA